GCAGCGCUUGGAGAUCCGCGACCACACGAUCCAAUCGCUGUGUCUGUUCAGCCCCUCCAUACAGACAACUCUCGAUCCUCGCAUCCCGGACAUGUCACAUUGGCCGAAUCUCGGUAUGAAGGCUCUAUCGAGACUAGAGCACCUGAUGGACCUGCGCCACACAACUCGACGCUGAGCGCGGCGCCAUGGCACUUUCAGAACCUGGGAGAGAAAGAGCAGGCUGCAGUCCUCUUACUAUCGCGGAUGCGCGCGAGCAGGUCCCACUCCCCUGCUGUCCACAGUCGUGAGGUGCUCUCUGCAUUCAAUACUCGCACGUCUCCUAGGGCUUCGUCUGCGCCACUGAUGGGGGCUUCCUCUUGCAUGCCACGGCAGUCCAGUCCUCUCAGCGACCGAGGUGCAGCUCAGUCAACUCCACGCUUCGUCUCUCCGAGCCCCGCACCCUUGCAGGCGGCACGAUCCCCACCGGAGGUUGACGAUAAUGGCCUUGGCGGUGAAGACGACGACAUGGAUAUCUACGACGAAGACGAGUUGGAUCAAGAUUCCGGAGAUGAUUCCUACAAUGACCCCUCCUACGAGCCCGAGUCUAUCAAGCCAAAGGCUAGCGUUACCCAGCGUAUUCGGGCAGCUCGUAACGCCAAGCAUGCCUCCAAGGUGGUCACCAGCCCCAAGAACGUCGUCGCAGGACCCGCCAGCCCUCCCAACACCAAGGUGAAUCGCACGCGCCGGAAGCCACGCUCCUCGCUGUCGCGGGCGAACUCCAGACGCGAACGCAGGCAGCGCGCCAUGAUCUGGUGCAGCCACACGGAGUGCAAGUGGGCGUUCGACAACAAGCGGGACCUCGCCCGCCACGAGGCGGUCCACAACGGCCUAGGCCGGUGGCAGUGCAUGCUUUGCGGCAAGGUGCUCUCGAGGUACGACGCAGGCCUACGCCACAGCAAGGGGCAUACGGGCCAGGAGCCAGACCUCAUGCCUUACACUGAUUCGGACGACGCGCGAGUCAUAUGAGCGGCUUUGGGCUGCUCAUAUCUAUGACACAACUAUGCGGAAUAUCUCUUGACGGACUAAAGCCAUAACUGGGUUUACUACUCGAAGACAGCGUACAACAACACGUUCGACGUAUUUCAUUCUACUCGCUACCAGCUACAUCCGAGACGUCC
This is a messenger RNA of Rhodofomes roseus, 1157 nucleotides long. RefSeq lists its product as uncharacterized. The coding region runs from base 244 to 1005 and encodes 253 amino acids. The record is from RefSeq and is a predicted model, not a curated record. The transcript has 3 exons. Lineage: Eukaryota; Fungi; Basidiomycota; Agaricomycetes; Polyporales; Fomitopsidaceae.